Messenger RNA from Oryza sativa Japonica Group (Japanese rice), 2058 nucleotides. The record is from RefSeq and is a predicted model, not a curated record. NCBI's taxonomy places the organism in Eukaryota, Viridiplantae, Streptophyta, Magnoliopsida, Poales, Poaceae.
UCAGAUCAAUCUUUUUCAGAAAUUACAAUUACCAGUGAUAAAAUUUUUUAUAUACUUUACAAACACAUCGGAAAUGUUUAAAAAGAAAAAAACAAUAAUUCCCAUGACAAAAACGCAAGGAACAGGAAAGCAAGAACUGAAAGAAACAGCCAAUCCACAGGGCAAAGCCAGCACACCGUUUUCUCCUACGGUUAGGCACGGAAUUAGGCGCUCCGAUUUCUUCCUGGCCGCCGGAUUAAUCCUCCCAUCUCCUCUCGAGGGCGUUUGGAGGUGGCGAAAUUUUUUGCUAGCUUCUUUAUUUCUUUCUGUUUCUUGCGUGAAUUGGAUUGGAGGAACAGACGAGUUGGGGGUUAAUCCCGAUUUAGGAGUUGCUUGUUUAAUCUGGAGAGGGGAAAACUGUUUUCAUUUUGAGAAUCUUGGAUCGGCGAGGCGAGUUUAUCCGUUGGUUGGCUUCUUGUUGCAGGUGAGGAGUGGUUUGAUGCUGGUUUCUUUGGAUUUCUUGUACUCCAACUCUUACAUUUUGGCCUAGAUUGCGCGUUAAAAAUCCCAUCUUGGAGUUUCUUGUGUUGGUGAUUCCGACUUGAGCUGCUGUUGUUCGUGAUUCCAACUCGAUGAUGCCUUCUGAUUUGGUUUUUCACCAAACUGAGGGUCAGGUUCUUAGUGAGAGAUGAUGAAACUAAAAGGUACAACGCUACAUAACUUUAGGGAUAGCAAUCUAAACUUUGCUGCUGAAGGGAUGCCUGCAGUGAAGAAGGAUGAUGUUAGGACGCAUCGGCCAGUUGGUAUGAGAAAAGGCAGAUGGGUUCUUGGUGACAUAACUGAGGUUUUGGAUCGUAAUUCGUGGAGGCUUGGGAAGAUCGCAAAGGUGCUGAAGGAUGACUAUUUCGUCAUCAGGGUAACAGGUUGCAUGCAAAUGAGAGAAUUCCACAUAUCUUGCUUGAGGUUUCCACAUGCCUAUCAUGGCAAGCAGUCAGCUGUAAUAGACAAAGUCAGAAAGCAGAGUGAAAAACAGACCCAACAUGUUGAUCAAACAUUUCAUCACUCAAAAAUGGUGAUGGAAGAUGAUCAUCACUCCAAUGAAGCUAAUGAUCACAUCACUAAGAGGCACAAAGCGAUCAAUCUCUGUCCUUCCUCUAGUGCAAGAAAUGUGAAGAAAAAAUUAGAACUGACUAGGAUGCCACCAGAUGAUUCAAUUCCAGGAGCAAGCAAGAAAAGGAGAGUAGAUGCACAUGAAGUUCAUCGGCAAACCAGGAAACCACAGCCUCUGAAAGUGUCUGCAAAGAAUGACAUCCACAGAGAUCUCUUUUGUAGACCUUCUAGUGAAAGAUACAAUGAUCUUGCCAAGAACAACUUAACAAAGAGAAAACCAGACAGCAUAGUUCGUCCUCCAUCCCAAAUGCCUCUUCAAGUUAGAGAAGAAAACGAGUGUUCUGUGGCUAGUUGUAGUGUGAAUUUCUCAGAACACUCUAUGAACACUGACACACAAUCUGUCGGAGUCAGGAACAGCUUCCCUGAUGAUGCCAUGUCUUCAUGUCCAUCCAUGCUUAGGCAGGAGAGUGACAAUGUCCAUGGCUGUGAUUUCAAAAUGGAUGUCCAUGAGCUGGAGCUACAAGCAUAUCAAUCAACAGUGAGAGCUUUCUAUGCAUUGGGACCACUGACAUGGGAGCAAGAGUCACUUCUGACAAAUCUGCGCCUUUCGCUUAACAUCACAAAUGAGGAACACUUGCUUCAGUUGAGACACCUAUUAUCUUCUUGAACCAUUGAAUCUUCUCCAAUAUCAGAUAAGUUGAGAACUGAAGGCUAUACAUCUAACGGUUUUCGCAAGAACAGUGUGCUGUUCUGAGCUCGGUGUAUCUCUUCGUCUCCAUCUUGUAGAUAUCUCUGGAGCUUACUUCCUCCUUUUUCCACCUUUGAUGGUGUUGUAAAUAUAAAAACAGUUGUGGAAAUUUUACUGGUAGUUUAUUGUAUUUCACCAAACUUUUGUUGUUAGAAGUAAAUGAGAAUUUGAUGGUUUUUACUUCCAGGAGCAUGAAAAGCUACAGCAAAAUUAUGGUUUUA